Acanthochromis polyacanthus (spiny chromis) is the source of this 3874-nucleotide messenger RNA. RefSeq names its product regulator of G-protein signaling 7-binding protein B-like. The transcript is spliced from 6 exons. Bases 672 to 1409 code for a protein of 245 amino acids. The record is from RefSeq and is a predicted model, not a curated record. Gene Ontology annotation, biological process: G protein-coupled receptor signaling pathway. Gene Ontology annotation, cellular component: nucleus; postsynapse; neuron projection. Lineage: Eukaryota; Metazoa; Chordata; Actinopteri; Pomacentridae.
UACUUUUUGGUGUCCAUAAAUGAGGACAACAGGAGGGUUUAGCAAAGGAUCUGAAUACUUCUUCCACUUUGUUAAAUUGUUCCUUUCAUGCUUCUCCAAAUUGAAUUAAUGAAUGGCAGCGGCGCCCCCUGGUGGUUAAACCAAACCCUAAAGUGGAUCUGAAUCUGUCUUCUGCAGCUGAUUGUGUUCAUCUCAUCCUAACAAUGACGUCCUGCUGCAUUGCUGUUAAUUUGAUGUGGAUGUGUUUGGAUAAAUGUGUGUUUUACGGAUGAGGCGCGUCUUUUUGCGGCUCACUGUUGCGCCUAAACGGUUAAUUGUGAGUCGCAGGGUGACGGCUUGUUUUGCUGUUGGCUCCUUCUGAAUCACACGUGAGCUGAGCGACGGGGCGGAAGCCGGAGCAGCCUCCCUGUCGGCCUUCAGGAGGGUCUGAAGGUGACUCUCCUCUCGGCUGGGAUGCGCAGGCGGCCGCUGGAGCUCCUGACCGCCACGAACACGCUCCAGCUCCGCAGGGCGCAUCUGCGUUAAACCCCCUCUUCUCUCUCUCUCUCUUUCUCUCUCUCUCUCUCUCUCUCUCUCUCUCUCUCCCUCUCCCUCUCACCAAAAAAAACCUCCCGCAGUUUGUCGUCUCCAUCACAAGCCGGCAGGGACCGUCCUCGGCUGGGUGUGCAUGCAUGUGUUCUGCACCGUACGGGCGGAAAAAGCGCCCCAGAUCCGCAGGGAGCAUUUUCCCCAUCAGUAAGGCGGUCCAGACGGAGCCGGAGCGCAGGGAGAGCUCGGAGGGGCCCGUGGACGGCAGCAGGAUGACUGUGCAGGAAUUCAACACCCUGGUGGCUCUGUACCGGGAACAGGUCAUCUCCGUGGGGGAGAUCUCAGCAGACUGUCCGUCCCUGCGGGCUCAGAUGCACCACACUCGCUCCAAAGGGUGCUCCAUGGCCCGGGCUGCGCACCAGCACCUGGCCGUCAUCUCCGUCUCAGGUCCAGAAGACGGAGAGAUCCAGCCGGAGAUCUGCCGACUCUUCAUCCAGCUGCAGUGCUGCCUGGAGAUGUUCAUCACAGAGAUGCUCAAGUCCAUGUGUCUGCUGGGAGUCCUGCAGCUGCACCGCAAACGAACCGACUCAGAGCCGAAGGUGGACUUCCGGCUGGACGAGAGCUCCGACGUUCCGAUCCUGGAGGACCGAUCCUCGUCUCCCAUCGACUUCCCUCCGGACCAGUGGCUGGUGGGGACGGAUAUAGAGAACAUAGAGCGAGAUAUGAGAGAGAUGAGGAACUUACUCAGCAAACUCAGGGAGACGAUGCCGCUGCCGCUGAAGAACCAAGACGACAGCAGCUUGUUGAAUCUGACUCCACAUCCGCUGGUCCGACAGAGGAAGAGGCGAUUCCCUGGACUCUGCUGCAUGGUGUCCGGCUGAUGGAAAACACAGGAAAGGACUUUACUUUCACCUCUUCUGCAUAUUUAUCAGAGCUGCUGUCAUAUUAUUCCACUGCAUUCUCAUUUCAGUUUUAUUUUUUUUAAACCGAUAUCUGAAAUUGUAAUCAGUCAGUCAGUAAUAAUAAUAAAUGAGAUACUUGCUCUGUAGAAUUGGCGUUCGGGUCCAGUCAGGUCGGACCUUACAGAAACAGGCUGUUUUUAUUUUCAUGCAGUCGUUUUCCGCCUCUUUUGUUCCCAGUUUUUCUAUAAUAAAAGCUAAUAAUUGUACAUAUUCAGGCUAUGCACAGGCAUCUCCGGCGUUCUGUCUCACUGUGCUCGUGUCUCAUGUCUGAAUGUUUAAAGACGUCUCUGCUGUAGACUAAAGCGAUUCAUCGCCGGUGCAAACACAGACUUAUUACAUUUCUCUAACUGUAGGAAAAAAAGGGACUUUAGAAAUUAUUCAGCUGUGAGUGUGUAAAAUAAAACCUUUCAGAGCUUUAGCUGGACUUUGCCUUUUAGUCUUUUUGUCGUUAUGUUCGUUUUUUUCUGUUGAUAGACAUUUUUCCUCCAAAUUAUAGACAUUCAAGCUCCCCAGAUAAUGAAUUCCAUUUAUUUUACACACCUCAGUGCUACUACCAGCUAUAAACUUCCAUUUUUGUCUAAGAAAAUAUCUAAAAUUAACAUAUAAAUGUCUAGAAAAUGGGGAAACAUGAACUUUACCAAUGUCAAAUGUGCUCCCCAGAAAACAAAUCAUUGAAGAGCUUUCCUCUAGCGCCACCUGCUGCUCAAAGUUUGCAUUUUUAGCUCCUUUACAAAAGGUUUGUGUCCACAGUGAUGUUUUUGGAUGCUAGGGGGUUCUGGUGGUUCCCAUUUUUAAGUCAUUAGCCGUUUAUUUGCUCGGUUUCUCUUGAUGACCUCUAAUCAUUUUACACGCUUUAGUGCUAUUAUCAGCUAUAAACUUCCAUUUUUGUCCAAGAAAAUAUCAAAAACUACCAUAUUAAUGUCUAGAAAAUGGGCAAACAGGAGUUUUACCAUUAACAAAUGUGCUCACCAGAUGACAAACCAUUUAAGAGCUUUUCUGUUGUGCCACCUGCUUUUCAAAGUUUAUAUUUUUAGCUCCAUUACUGAUAAUGCUUUAAGAAUUCAAUAAAAUAUCAAAAGGUACUACAUGUCCACAGAGGUUUUUGGAUAGAGAUUUCCAGUUUUGAUGCAAGAAAUGAGCCAAUCUGCUGAAUUUUUCUUGACUUUAGAACAACAUUCAAUGUUUUUGUCAUUUGGGUCAAUUUUUCUAACCUUGCCAGCAAGUUGAUUUCUCACGAUAUUUGUGAGUUCACAAAUCUCUCAAGAAACCAUCUUGCUCCGCUCCCGCAUUCACUGUUCGUACAGAGCCAAGUUGGCACGGGCCAAUCACGCAGCAGUAUUCGUGUGUGGGGCGGGAUAUCCGGGUGUGAAGACGACACCAAGCGCCAGUAGAUCAAAACAAACAUGGCAACGGAGGACAACGAUCGUGUAGAUGCUGCUAUUAAGUCAGUUUUAGCUGAAUCUCCUAUCACUUCUUUGAAGGAAGAACAACGAGAGGCGCUUUGCGCAUUUCUGGAUGGUAAAGAUGUUUGUGCUUUUUUACCUACGGGUUUUGGUAAGAGUUUAAUCUACCAAUUGGCUCCGCUUGUUGUGAAGAUCCCGCGAUUGGCUAAAAACAAACCUGUCAGAGGCGGGACAUACUGUUGCAUUGUCCAAUCCGUGCCUCUUUCCUCCGAACGGAUUUACAUGGAGCGGUCCCAGAAUGAUAUUGUGGAGUACUAUCAAGUACUACACAAUUAUUAAUCUGGCUAUUGCCAGGUUACAAUUUUACCAUUGAUCAAGACAUAAUGUCACUGCCAGAUGAAAAAAAAUCCAGAAAAACCCUAACAUCACAAGCUAAAGUUGUAAUUUACAUGCAAACAUUAGUUGUAGUUAAAAAUGAGAGCAUUUCAGCUAAUUUUCCUGCAAGAUUUAACGCUUCUAUGUCGACAUUUCCUUGUAAAACUGCAACUUUCUUCUCCUAAUCUUUAUUUUUCACAACAGUUGCACUAAUAUUCUGUUUUAGCUCACACUGCAGCCUCUAGGGGGCGCUGUUAUUUGCAAUCUCCCUGCUUCCAAACCUCUGGCUUCAGUUUUCCAUCACAAGGGCUUUGCAGAUGCUUCACAUAGCGACAUUAAAAGACCCCAAAUGAAAAUCUCCUUCACCUUCUACUAGAGCCAUCUUCCCAUUGAAUGUAAGUGCAGUGUGGUUUGUAAAUUAGUGUUGGUGCAGUUUCUUUUUUCGUUCCUUACUUGUACUGUGGUAGUUGUUUGGUUUCGGCAUGUGUAACACUCAGACUAGGACAUGUGGCGUUAGUGUGUCCAGCAGUGUAGAAAAACACAGCGAAACUUCUGUACAGCUUAGGAUAUUUUAUAAUGUGAAUAAAGUUUUAUAUGCAAACAACA